Clupea harengus (Atlantic herring) is the source of this 5396-nucleotide messenger RNA. It is a transcript of the gene vash1, whose product is annotated as vasohibin 1. Gene Ontology annotation, cellular component: cytoplasm. NCBI's taxonomy places the organism in Eukaryota, Metazoa, Chordata, Actinopteri, Clupeiformes, Clupeidae. The record is from RefSeq and is a predicted model, not a curated record. Gene Ontology annotation, biological process: regulation of angiogenesis.
GAGCAUAGGAUGGAUCACUUGCCAUAUAUUGUUCUAGCUACUAUUUCUUCUACUUUCAAUAUAUCUCUAAGACAUAAAUAAAUAGCGUCUUUCACUGAGCAUGCGCAGAUGUAGGAACUAUGUAAUGCGUAAAGCUUGGCCACAACCGGCACAGUUUGCUGUCUAUGGACAGAAGACGAUAAUCUGAACUAACAUUACGUUAAGGAACAGGCGUUAUAGAGAGAUUGCAAGGAAAUUAAAUGUAUGACGACAGCGGGCUAUCUGACGAGCGUAGCCUGUACCGUUACAGGCUAGCUGGUAGGCCUUUUAAUUAGUUAUAACUUAACGUUAGUUAGCUAGAUGCCGGUAUCAGUGAUCUGAACCAGUCAUUAUUGUUUUGAUCUCUGGGCAGCGGCCAGCAUUGUCCGGUUCAUCGUGCUCAGCAUUGAUCGAUUGGAGAUUAUUGUGUGGCUUGGAUGAUUGCUUUAGUGAAACUGUGUUCCACUCACUUGAGAAAAGUGUUUUCUGUAGCUAGCUAUUUAGUAAGCUAACUGCUAGCUAGGUGUAACCGGAAUCCCAGUGAACCAAGAGGACAUUUUAAUCGGUAUAUCAGACUGAAAUCCUUAUUUUGGGUUUCAGAGUUAACGACGUUGUAGUUAACUACCAGCUAACAUAACUAGAUUACAAUAUGAAUUUGUUUACGUACAGUGUAACGUUAAAUGUCGAAGUGGUUUCUUGUUUUUAGAUACACAUAACAUUAAUGUUACAUUAGCUAACGUUACUCGACUAACGUUAUGUGGAUUUUAAAUGUGCGAUUUCCAGUACGCUUUUAAACGAAGACAAUAAGUGGGACCGAGGUGUCUUCGGCCGUUGAGUGAUCCGAGGUAAAAAAAGGCUUCGUUAACAUGUUCCAAUUCUGUUAGGCCGUCAAAUCAAGGCGUUGUGCGGUCCACGGUCAACUUGACUUCACUACCAGCUAGGCUACUUCAUAGCUAUCAAUCUGCUUGUCCCUUUGUCAUCGCAUGUUGAAAAACAGUGGCUGAAGUGGUUCCAGGCUGACCGAACUCGAUAAUGUCAUGAGCUGUCGGUGUCUAUUACCUGCUGCUGGAGUGUCCAUCAGAGUUCAACGGACUAACGUUAAGUAGCAAAGUGCACGACACCUGUGCGUGCCAAGUUUGUGCUAAGACAACAGGUCAGAAGGUAAGAGGGAUGCUGCGGUCCACGGCAUGUUUGGGAGGUGAUGAGGAGAGGGAGGAAGAGCAAGAGGAUGAGGGAGACGAGGACUUACGGGAUGGAGGAGUCCCAUUUUUCGUGAACCGGAGUGGGCUGCCAGUUAACGACGAGACGUGGGAGCGAAUGUGGCGGCACGUAGCUCGUAUACACCCGGAUGGCGAUGCAGUGUCAAAGAGGAUACGCGGAGCCAUCGACCUGCCUAAGAUUCCAAUACCAAGUGUGCCUACAUACCAGCCAACCAACAACAUCCCCCAGCGCCUGGAAGCAAUACAGAGAUACAUCAGGGACUUGCAGUACAAUCACACUGGAACACAGUUUUUUGAAAUCAAGAAAAGCAGGCCUCUCACAGCGUUGAUGGACAUUGCAAAGGAGAUGAUCAGAGAAGCCCUACCAAUCAAAUGUCUGGAAGCUGUGAUCCUUGGAAUUUACCUCACCAACAGUAUGACCACAGUGGAGCGCUUUCCGCUCAGCUUUAAGACUCAGUUCUCAGGGAGCCACUUCCGCCACAUUGUGUUGGGCAUCCACAGUGGUGGACGCUUUGGGGCGCUCGGCAUCAGCCGACGGGAGGACCUCAUGUUUAAACCACUGGAGUUCCGCACACUGGCCGACCUGGUGCAGGAGUUCCAGGGCGCAUAUCAUGGCUACUGGCAUACACUGCGUAAGGUGAAGAUUGGUCAGUACGUGUCGCAUGACCCCCAUAGUGUGGAGCAGAUUGAGUGGAAGCAUUCUGUCCUGGACGUGGAUAAGCUGUCCAAGGAGGAGCUAAGGAGGGAGCUGGAGAGACACACGCGGGACAUGAGGCUGAAGAUUGGGAAGGCGAUUCCACCGUCUCCCACCAAAGACAGGAAGCGAGACACUGGCUCACCACUACGGAACAAUGGAAGCCCCAUGCGCAGGAACAGCCGCAGUGACAGACGGCCGUCGGGGGAGAAGAAGACUCUGGAACCUAAGCCUCCAUCUGACAUGAACGGAUACCAGAUCAGGGUGUAAUAUGAGGAACAUGUACCAUCUGCUACAAGUGGAUGCCACUUAUAACUUGUUUUUUCUACUUUUUUUAUUUUCGUAUACAGUUGAUUGUACAGUUGAUAGAACUGUUGGAUUUUUUUCUACAAUCAGCCGAGUAUUUGGUCAUACAUUCUGACCAUCACAGGACUAAUUAUAAUAAAAUGCAGAGAAGACGUGUCUUUCAAGUACACAGGGUUUGGGUGAUUCUAUCAUAAGAGUGUGAUGUUUUGCUGUCGUUCAGAUUUUUAUCAGAAAGUUCUGUGCUCUGGUGACAUCCAAAAAUCUAGCGUCGCAUGGUGCCAGUGUCCAGAGCGUCAGAUCAUGAGUGUUCUCAGUAUGUUCUUUUGUACACAUAUACCUAUAGCCUUUAGCCCUGUUUCACAGCUUCCAACUUUUUGGAGACGUAUGUUUUGAUAUCACAUACCUAGUGCCAGGGUUCCCACGGUCAUGGAAAUCCCGGAUAAGUCAUUGAAUUUUAAAAUUUCAUUUUACAGGCCCGGAGAAGUCAAGAAAUUCAGUCAAUUUAUGUAAAGUUUUGGAAGUGUCAUGACAUUUUAUUUUGUUGUAUGUAGGUCUAAUGACAUGAAUUAUGUUAUUGUACUCUUUCAUUGAUGAUGUUUUCUUGUGUGAAUUUCUGCAGGGUGAUGUAGUUUCCAGAGCCUAACUAGCCUAUUAGAAAAGGAAGAUAUAUAAUUUUAAUUUAAUAAUUAGGCCCAACCUGUAGAGUAAAGUACACAAUUGUGUGUACUUCCAGGUUGUGAAGGGACAUGGAAAUGUCAUUACGGGUGCUUGAAGUCAUGGAAAAGUUUUGAAAUGUUGUUAACGAAAAUGGGUGGGAACCCUGUAGUGCCUUUGACUCAUUGUAAAGACAUUCACCCUCAGUGGUCUGGUCCCAUGACAGAAGCCACCACCGUGGAAAUCCAGAUUUGCCUCCUUGUUGCAGAUCUGUGUGGUCAUGAACACCGGUGUCAUAUCAGUGGUACAGGGCACAUUUUGCCUCCCUCUAAUGCCAUGCCGACCGCACUCCCAAAAAAAAAAUCAUCCAACAGGUUCAGUUUAAGUUAUGCAAUGUAUAGCAUAGUAAAUUGAGCACAACUCCUGGUCAUCUAAUCUAAGGCUUGGUAGGUUCCGUCCAGAAUUGAAUGGAAAAAUUCCAGGCAAAUAAUACUUUCUGAAACACAUUUUACAUGGCUGCACAAAUUAAGAACCAACUGUUUUGAGGCUUGACAGAGGGAAUGUGGAUCGCCUGGAUUUGGAUAAUUUUUUCGGGUUAGGUAAACCAAAACAGUCUGCAGAUGACCUCUGACCUCUUCUGAACAGAGCAGCAGCACCACCUUUAUUUGGCCCAAAGAGACCACCAUACUUAUAUAGAAUGCCAGCUCCAACCUUUAUAAUCUCAGUUUCAAAGGUGUCCUAGGUCAAAGUACAUAAUAGUGAGUCUAUGGGGAGGGUAGAGUACAACAACAAAUAUUUAUCUGGGACACCCUUGAAGUCUGAAACUUUGUUUGACUUGAUUGAUUCUUACUUCAUGAAGCCAUGUAACAUUUGAGUUUCAGCCUGUUAACCACAAUACUUAAUGACACCUAGUACCUGCCAUAACCUGAUGAGGGCAAACAUUUUCAUUACUUAGCUAUUAUUUUGAGAACAGUUUUGAAAUUUUGCAUGGCUGCAUGAAUUCCAUGGAACUUUAUUCAUGGAAAUUCUUGAUGUGACCUGCCAACCCCAAGCUGAGCCGGCAUGCAAUGGCCCUUAACGUAAUACCAUUAUCAGUACCAAAAAUAAGAAGAUAAAAUUAUUAUAAAGAUAAACUGUGGAUUAGAUUCAAAGCCUCUUGCUCUGUAUAUAUUUACAGAUUUUUGUUUAUGAACAAGGGGACAAUCAGAAAUGUUCCACAUAUUUGUGACUUUAUCUAACAGAAAACAUUUCAAAGCAUAUUUGACUAUAUGUGUGAUAUUAAAGGAAUUACACGAAUAAUUCCUCUACUAAAAAUGACCAGAUAACCUAAUUUCUUUGUAGAAGCCUGGGGGGUAUUCGUCGUACGUGUGGUUUAGUGACAAACCUGGAUAAAUUAACUCAGAGUAAGUGGUAAACCUAAUAAAAGAACCCCCAUUGGUCCAUUCCCCUAGCAAAACAACUUGAGAGCUCUUCUAUUAGGAGGUUUACCACUUACUCUGAGUUAACUUAUCCAGGUUUGUCACUAAACCACGUACGACAAAUACCCCCCUGGUGAAUUUAGGCAUCAGCAGCCAAAUGUCUACUGCAAAAUGCACCAAAUGCCUUCUCCCUGUCAUCUACAGCCCUUCAGUGUAUACACCAGUGUCAUGAUGCAUUCUGAUGUAAACAAGCAGUGUUAUUUUGCUAUCGUCCCUAUAAUUAGUAAAAUGCACCGGACUGACAACAGCAUCCUGCCAGCCUGUGACUAGCAUACCAGCAAUGCUGGGAGAAAAGAAGGAUGAAAUCAGCUUUACUAACGACCACUUUUUAUACAAUCGUUUUCCCAUUGAACACAGUUUUUCAGUUGUAUUCUAUCAAUGUCUUCACACUGUGCUUAGAGAUUCCUGUAGUGGGGCAAAAUAGAAUUGUAAUACAAAUUACAAACUGCAAUUUUGUAAAACAACGCGUAUGCUUCUUUGUGAUGGAUAAUCUGAUCUGUUUUUGUUCAAGCCAAACAUGUAUAGGAAAUGUAUAUAUAUACACCUGUUAAUCUGCAUAUCUCCCAUGACGCGAGCUGUGGUAUGGGUGUGUCUGCUGUUCAAUGCUUUGUGCUUCCCAACCCUAAUACCUUAAAACAUCGAAUUGGUGGUUAAGGAUACUAAUUAACCUUGGAGUCAAACAUCCUGUCAUAGCAGUUCCCCCAAUAGGCUGUCCGAAAGGAAUGGUGCAUAUUUCUUGGAAAAUUACAUGUUUAUUAACUAAAUGUAAAGCUGACAUUUUUCAUGGAUAAAAAAAAUAAUCCCUUAACCAGAAAACAUCAGGGUGGCUCAGAAAUCAGAAAAUGACUUGAGUAGAAAAUUGUUUCUGUGAGGUUCACAUCACAUAAUUCAGUUUGCUAUUGUUGUGUAAAAAAAAAAUGCCUUGGUGUAGCAGAGUUUAAAAUCUUCCAACAGGAGAACUACAACAGGAUUCCUUACUCUGCUCCAUUGUUCUUAUGUAUUAGCCAAAUAAAUGAGUCAAUUCAA